AUGGACAUCUUCCCCGCCCCUAGUAUUUUCCGCGCCUUCCGUAAGCCUGCCCAUGGCCCUGUGACUGCCGUCUCGGUCGGUGGCGGCAGCGCGUCGUCGCCGUCGCCGGCUGCUGCCGCUGCGGCAGCUGCCAAGGCCGGCCUCCCGCUCCGCCCGCUGCUGGGCGAAGCAGGCAGCGGCGGGUGCAAGGAUGGGACGGCUGGCGAGGCUCUGCUCCGACCGGGCUGCCCUGAGACUGCCCCACCGCAGGCACUGGCGCUUGCCGUGGGCCGGCCCGGCUGCCGCCUCGGCUCGCCGCCGCCGCCGUCGCGACCGUCGUCGGUUUUUUCGCCCAGCGCUUCGCCGCGGGCGACCUCUCCCGGUGCAUCGGCGGCACCGCGUCCGGCACGGACUAUCUCGCGGGUUCCUUCGGCGUCGCUGCGAGACGCCCGCGGCAUGUCUGGUCCUCUGGGCACGCUUUCUGUCGCCACAUCUGCAGCGCCGAUGCCGGCGGCUGCUGGCGGCGUGUCGGCCGCACCGACGCCGUCGGCUGGCGGGAUGCCGCUGCUGGCCUCGCUGCCGGCGAUGCCGCUGGCGACCACGUCGCUGGCAACCACGCCGCGCCCGUCGACGCCGGCUCCGAUGGCGGUCGCCGCCUUGGCUGCCGCUGAGCCUGCUGCCUCUGCUGCUGUCUCACUGAUGGACCGGCUCGAGGCGCAGCGCGUCCGCAUCGAAGCCGAGAACGCCGAGCUCAACUCGGAGGUGGAGGAUCUGACUCGACUGCUCGAGCUUCAGGAGGCUGCACGCGACUCGCAGGAGACGCGACUGUCGCAGCUCUCGUCAGCGUCGCGGGCGCGGUCGGAGCUGCGCAGUGACGGCGUGACUGCGCCGCCGCCGGUCGAGAUGGGCUCGCGCAAGCGGCGCCGGGCGCUUUUGAGUGCCAGAACGAACACCCCACUGACCGCCAUGGCGCUCGCCGCCAAGCUCCGUGCCGCCUCGGACGCUCUCUGGGUCGACGUCUUCAAUGGCACGACCAAGCCGUUUGCCGAGCGCGGCUCGGUCUGCGUCUUUAUCGACUCGCCGCCGCACAAGCGCCACAAGCCGCUGCCGUCACCACUCCGAUGAGCCGCGUGCACACGAUCACGCGUCGUGGCAUGUGUGGACUUUGCAGCGGUGAGGCGGUUGUUGGCGCUGCGGUAUGUAGCGCCCCCUCCUCGCCGCCGGCCUCUCCGGUAUGGUGGCGAUGUUCAAGUGAAC
Messenger RNA from Thecamonas trahens ATCC 50062, 1236 nucleotides. RefSeq lists its product as uncharacterized. Bases 1 to 1104 code for a protein of 367 amino acids. The transcript has 2 exons. The record is from RefSeq and is a predicted model, not a curated record. Lineage: Eukaryota; Apusomonadida; Apusomonadidae.